Molecule: messenger RNA, 624 nt
Organism: Strongylocentrotus purpuratus (purple sea urchin)
Lineage: Eukaryota; Metazoa; Echinodermata; Echinoidea; Camarodonta; Strongylocentrotidae
Exons: 3
Coding region: 1-624 (207 amino acids)
Source: RefSeq, a predicted model, not a curated record
AUGAUCGCGGUUAAGCUACCGGUCGGGAAACGCAAGGGACGGUAUGAGGAAUUUAUGAAGUUGUUGUCCGACGACGUGAUCAGCUAUUUCGGUAGAGGAAUAAUGCUGGGGAUACCAAAUACAGGUGACCUGGAUGACGAUGAUGAUAAAAUUAAAAAAGAGAUGGCCGAAACAAUUGGAAUACCAGAAAAUCAUGUUUGGAUCUUCAAAAAUUACACACUAGAGAGCCAUGAGGAAGAUGUGGACAGAAGUAUAGAACUCCUUGAUUUCAUUUUGCAUUGCCUAACAGUUGUAAAGGAAAACAAACAGUUUCGAAAUAGCCAGAAAAAAAAAAAACAGAAUCCAAAUAUCCAGACAGAGAACCAGCAGAUUCCAAGUAUCCAGACAGAAAACCAGCAGAUUCCAAAUAUCAAGAAAGAAAACCAGCAGAUUCCAAAUAUCAAGAAAGAGAACCAGCAGAUUCCAAAUAUCCAGACAGAAAACCAGCAGAUUCCAAAUGUCAAGAAAGAGAACCAGCAGAUUCCAAAUAUCAAGAAAGAGAACCAGCAGAUUCUAAAUACCCAGACAGAAAACCAGCAGAUUCCAAAUAAACAGACAGAAGACUGGGGCUGCAAUAUUAUUUAA